This is a messenger RNA of Antechinus flavipes (yellow-footed antechinus), 528 nucleotides long. It is a transcript of the gene MSGN1, whose product is annotated as mesogenin 1. Gene Ontology annotation, cellular component: nucleus. The coding region runs from base 1 to 513 and encodes 170 amino acids. Gene Ontology annotation, biological process: regulation of transcription by RNA polymerase II; mesoderm formation. Gene Ontology annotation, molecular function: DNA-binding transcription factor activity, RNA polymerase II-specific; protein dimerization activity; RNA polymerase II cis-regulatory region sequence-specific DNA binding. The transcript has a single exon. NCBI's taxonomy places the organism in Eukaryota, Metazoa, Chordata, Mammalia, Dasyuromorphia, Dasyuridae. The record is from RefSeq and is a predicted model, not a curated record.
AUGGACAAGCUCCCGGAGCCGCUGCUGGGCCUGGAGCAGGGCCUGGCCUGCCCCGGCCCGGCCUUUCUGGCCGCCUGGGACUGGAAGGAGCCGCCGGGCCCCUUCGAGCUGGGCCGGGCCGGCUCCCCGCAGAGCCUGUCCCCCGCGCCCUCCUUCGCCUCCUCGUCGUCGCCCGCGCACCCCGGGGUGGCCGAGCUGGCCUGCGGCCCCGGCCCGGGCGGGGGGCCCUGCGCCAUGCUGGCCUUCCCCCCCUCCUACCUGCAGAGCCCGGGCCCCGGCAAGGCCGCGAAGGGCCCCAAGGUCAGGAUGUCGGCCCAGCGGCGGCGCAAGGCCAGCGAGCGCGAGAAGCUGCGCAUGAGGGCCCUGGCCGACGCGCUGCACACCCUGCGCAACUACCUGCCCCCGGUCUACAGCCAGCGCGGGCAGCCGCUCACCAAGAUCCAGACCCUGAAGUACACCAUCAAGUACAUCGGGGAGCUCACGGAGCUGCUGAACGGGGCCCAGCGGAGCUAGCGGCCGCCCGCCCGG